CAUUACUCCUGCCUCCAAACAUUGGUUCCCGUUACGUGGGUAGAAAUCAAUUUCCCGAGUUCGAGCUUGCAGCUCUACACCCUGUCAAGCGCCUCAGUAGUUACUAAGAUGCAACCAUAACAGCUGAACUGCUAGGCGUGCCAAUAGUGCAAAGGGGGCGGAGCCCCGAUGGCUUCCCGAGACCAUCCUGGGGCAGCCCACGGGCUCAGCCGAGGCUCCGGCCACGAUGCGCCUGCCACGCUGGCGAUGAAACCGAUGCCCAUGCUAGACGCGAGCGGCGCAGGUGCGGUGCCCCUGCUAUCGCAGCAGGACUGGAGCCAGGUGCUGCCCGGCACGUUGGAGGACGCGCGGGACGCCGCAGUGGCGCUGCGCGAGCUUGUCCAGGACGCGGUCUUCCUGGAUGAGGACUGCUACAGCAGCGCUGUGGACCAUACGCAGUACCAACAGAAGUUGCAUGCGCACCAGAAGCGCAUCCACGAGCUGGAGAACGAGGCCGCGGCGCUGCGCGCGGAGCUGGAGCGGAAGGACGAGCAGCUGACGGCGGCGGCGGCGCGGCAGCGGCAGUCGCAGCAGCAGGUGGCGGAGCUACAGCAGGAGCUGGAAAACAACGCAGUUGUGUUUCGGGUGCACUACCAGGAGCUGCUCACACGCAAUGAGGAGAUUGAGCGGCUCAAGGUCGUGAUUGAGGGGCUCAGCGGCACGCGGCCUUGAGCUGAGGCACCUGCACGGAGAACUGGCAUGGAGUAUACACGUCGCACUCGAGGACUAGGAGGCUGCGGCAUGAUCUGGGACCGACUUUAGACGGAUGCAAGCAGGCAUGCAGAUGGGCAGGGCUUUGCUGGUGAUGGCUUGAACGGAGGAAGAGGGCAACUGCAGGGUACAACGUGACGGGGACGAGGUGUGCCUUGGUGAGGCACCGUGUGGUAGGGUUUGCAGGAUGGCUGUGCGGGCUGCAGGUCUCCCGCUUUUGAUGACUCAGUGGCUCACACGGACUGCGGACAUGAAUGCGGAUGAAUGGGAGGUGACAUUUUGUACUUUUAUGUGGGCGCUUCAGUGCGCUAGGGCCAAUUGAGCCCAUUUUCGAGACAGGUUGGGAGACAGGAUAGAGGUUGGGAGACAGGUUGGGAGACA
This is a messenger RNA of Chlamydomonas reinhardtii, 1131 nucleotides long. RefSeq lists its product as uncharacterized. The transcript has 3 exons. Bases 169 to 711 code for a protein of 180 amino acids. NCBI's taxonomy places the organism in Eukaryota, Viridiplantae, Chlorophyta, Chlorophyceae, Chlamydomonadales, Chlamydomonadaceae. The record is from RefSeq and is a predicted model, not a curated record.